This is a messenger RNA of Onthophagus taurus, 367 nucleotides long. The record is from RefSeq and is a predicted model, not a curated record. Lineage: Eukaryota; Metazoa; Arthropoda; Insecta; Coleoptera; Scarabaeidae.
AUGAUAUUAAUAUUUGGAGAAUGCAGAAAAAACGCAGUUGCUGCUGCUAGACUUUACGCGCAGAGAUUUCCUGGUCGUCGCCACCCAACAAGGCAUUACUUUCCAAAAAUUGUGGCGAAAAUGCAAACAGAGCCGGUCAAUAAUGGAAACCUUAGAUACAUUGUAAAUGGCGAUACGGAACGAAAUGUUUUGGCAUGUAUCGAAAACAACAACAAUGCAUCAGUUAGGGAGAUUGCAAUACAGUGCGAAAUUUCAAAAACAUCGGUGUGGAGGAUUUUAAAAAAACAUAAACUUCGUUCUUACAAAUACCAAUUACAUCAACAUUUGUACGAGAAUGAUUAUGAAAGACGACUCCAGUAUUGUAUUG